GGAAGAAGCAGAGGAGCUUUCCAGCACAUAAGCCCUUCUUCUUUAGGGUCAAAGCAGAAACUGGAUUUGGAGAGAGACAUGAGUGGAGAACAAUAGCUGGGAGUUCAGCGCUUGGUGUGGACCAUGUGCCCACGGCUGUUUGCUGGUUUGGAAGUACCAAUGGUUAAGAAUCUGCAGGAUCCUGUGCCCAGCGAGUGUGGGACAACUCCUACUUUCUGUCUGGUUUUGAUUGGCUUUCAGAAGAGGCAGUGUCCUAUAAAUUGCCCUCGCCGACCUGCUUCUGCUCUAUCACCAGCUGACAGACAGCAUAUUGGAAGGAGGAAGAUGCCAGUUGUCAGAAACAUGAGCCGAGCUGUCUGCCAGCUGCUACAGAACUCUGGUUGUGGAUGUGGGAUUCCCGUCAUUCCUGCUCGAUGCAUUGGAGUCUCGCCCCGCCAGGUGGCCUCCGAUGCUAGCUUUCACUCAGUUUCCUUUUCAAACUCCAAUCAUCCUCGGGUGCUAAUCACAGGUGGUCUUGGCCAGCUUGGAGUGGGACUUGCUAAGCUUCUGAGGAAACGCUUUGGAAAGAACAAUGUGAUCUUGUCUGACAUUAGAAAGCCUGCAGAUAAUGUUUUUUAUAGUGGUCCUUUUAUCUAUGCAGAUAUCUUGGACUACAAGAAUUUGCGUGAGAUAGUGGUGAAUAAUCGGAUAACUUGGCUGUUCCACUAUAGCGCUUUGCUCAGUGCUGUUGGAGAAGCAAACGUCCCCUUGGCCAGAGCCGUAAACAUUACUGGUUUACACAAUGUUCUGGAUAUUGCAGCUGAGCAUAAUUUGAGACUCUUUGUUCCAAGUACUAUUGGAGCCUUUGGACCCACCUCUCCUCGAAAUCCAACUCCUGAUCUCUGCAUCCAGAGACCAAGGACAAUCUAUGGAGUAUCCAAGGUUCACGCUGAACUCAUGGGAGAAUACUAUCAUUACCGGUAUGGCCUAGACUUCCGCUGUCUGAGGUAUCCAGGAAUUAUAUCCGCUGACUCUCAGCCUGGUGGGGGAACAACUGAUUAUGCUGUCCAGAUUUUCCAUGAUGCCAUAAAGACAGGCAAAUUUCAAUGCUACCUAAAGCCAGACACUCGUCUCCCUAUGAUGUAUAUUGAUGACUGUGUGAAGGCGACUCUAGAAGUCAUGGAGGCCCCUGCAGAGGCACUGAGCAUGAGGACAUACAACAUCAGUGCCAUGAGCUUCACUCCUGAAGAGCUGGUGCAGGAGGUGCAGAAGCAUGUUCCUGAGCUUCAAGUGACCUACAAAGUAGAUGAAAUCAGGCAGGCCAUAGCUGACAGCUGGCCGAUGAACUUUGAUGACAGGAAUGCCCGGAGGGAUUGGGGCUGGAAACAUGACUAUGAUCUCCCCGAGCUGGUGACUACAAUGUUUAGCUUCCUAGGGUCUGACUCCAGGAUUGCUCAAGUUAGCUGAAAUACUUUGUAAGAUGUUUCCAGAUUUCUAAAGAGGACCAGGAAGAAAUGGCUAAAUUAGUUUAUAUUUUUCUGAGUCUGAGAGCAUGUCAGUUAUUAGCUUUCAUAAGUAGCAAUAGAGUUGGGCAGAAACAUGCUGUUGCUGGAAUCUACUAUUAGA
Pezoporus occidentalis (night parrot) is the source of this 1605-nucleotide messenger RNA. Its product is annotated as L-threonine 3-dehydrogenase, mitochondrial-like. The record is from RefSeq and is a predicted model, not a curated record. Gene Ontology annotation, biological process: L-threonine catabolic process. Bases 124 to 1446 code for a protein of 440 amino acids. The transcript has 10 exons. NCBI's taxonomy places the organism in Eukaryota, Metazoa, Chordata, Aves, Psittaciformes, Psittacidae. Gene Ontology annotation, molecular function: L-threonine 3-dehydrogenase activity.